Molecule: messenger RNA, 648 nt
Organism: Ostrea edulis (European flat oyster)
Lineage: Eukaryota; Metazoa; Mollusca; Bivalvia; Ostreida; Ostreidae
Exons: 2
Coding region: 1-648 (215 amino acids)
Source: RefSeq, a predicted model, not a curated record
AUGGAGUUGAGGUUUGGGAAAAGUUCCCUUAGGGCAACCUCGCAGCUGGAAUUUAGUUCAAUAGCCCAAAAGCCAGAAGAAACAAUAGAACAGUGGGCGGAUAGAGUCAUGGACACUGCCCAGAAAGCGUUUGGUAGUGGAACAUCGCCUGAAAUAUUCCAAGAACAGCUUAUUGUGAGAUUUGCUCUUGGCUGCAGUGAUGGUACCAAAGUAGGGGAGGCAACCCCUGCUGUUUCGGUUGAAAGUAACGACCCCACAGUGCGCCGUAUGUCAGUAGGUGGGGAAAACAGUCAUCAGCAUAUUGCCCGACUCCUAGAGCAGUUAGAUAAGAGCGCGCCUGUGGAGGUCGAGUCCCAGGCUGUAGAGCUAGUUAAGGAAUUUGCUGACAUCUUUGCUGUGAAUGACCUGGAUCUAGGAAAUUUUUCCGAGAUCAAGCAAAGGAUAGAUACUGGUGAUGCACUUCCCGUUAAGCAGCGGAUGCGCCGCACUCCUGCUGUGUUUCAGGGGGAGGAAGAGGGUCAUUUAGACAAGAUGCUAGAGGCCGGAGUCAUCCAGCCAUCUUCCUCGGACUGGGCGUCAGCGCCAGUUCUAGUCAGGAAGAAGGAUGGCAAUGUCCGCUGGUGUGUGGAUUACAGGGCUUUAAAUUAA